Mercenaria mercenaria is the source of this 856-nucleotide messenger RNA. RefSeq names its product phosphatidylinositol N-acetylglucosaminyltransferase subunit P-like. Gene Ontology annotation, biological process: GPI anchor biosynthetic process. The record is from RefSeq and is a predicted model, not a curated record. NCBI's taxonomy places the organism in Eukaryota, Metazoa, Mollusca, Bivalvia, Venerida, Veneridae. The transcript is spliced from 5 exons. Gene Ontology annotation, molecular function: phosphatidylinositol N-acetylglucosaminyltransferase activity. The coding region runs from base 232 to 660 and encodes 142 amino acids.
UGUUCAUUGGCGUCAACCAUAGACAUGACCUUCCGGUCAAAAUAACAACAACAAAAACAAAAAAAGAUCGAUUUUUCCACCAAUAUUCAUUACAAUGAUGUUCAAAUGACAUUAUUUCUACGAUAGUACGAAGUAGUAUCUAAUCCUUUCGUAUUUUGCAACAAACUUUGACAACUGCAGGAUUGCUAAUCAGUUCUGUAUGGUUGGCUGCACAUCUGAUAUUGAGAUGAGAUGUCCUCCCCUUCUCCUACACCAGUGCGUGCCAUUUAUGGAUUUGUUCUCUACCUGGCAGCUUACGUAAUUUUUGUUGUGUAUGUUGUGUGGGCCUAUGUUCCUGAUACGUGGUUAGAUGCUGUUGGUUUGUCAUAUUGGCCACAAAAAUACUGGGCUGUAGCAGUUCCGUGUUAUUUAUGUAUGUUAUGGGUACUGGCUUAUCCUGCUUGGUUUGGAUACAUUCAUCUUUGUACAGCUCCAUUAGAUUGCAUGGACUUGAUUACAGAUGAAUUUUCACAGGCCCCAAACAGAGAAAAUAUUCGUGACGGCAAUGACACUCCACCUUUAGCGGACAUUCUAUAUCAGAUGCUUCUUUUAUUUCAGAUGAAUUUUCACAGGCCCCAAACAGAGAAAAUAUUCGUGACGACAAUGACACUCCACCUUUAGCGGACAUUUCUAUAUCAGAAGUGAAUAGAAAACUGUAUUUGCAGGAAGUCAUUCCAGAAGAACACUAGUCAUAUCAUUUCCACUAAAGACUUUGUGAAGAUUGUAUGUCUAAAUUGUUGUGGAAAAAAAUUAUUUUUCCUUAUUAUUGUUUUUUCGAAGUCAUGUGUUCAUGAUUGUUGGGUUAUUCUUACUUCGA